CUCCCUUUCUCUCAGUUCUGCAGUUGCGCUGGUCGGCCGACUUGACCGCUCGCUUGCUCGUCCGCUCGCCCGCUGUCCACCACCGUCACAUCCAUCUAUCGAUCUAUUCCCAUGGCCCUCGUAACACCGACGUCCAUACGCAUCAUUGAUCUCGAUUCAGGCGCGUCGCGACAUGUGUCGUGGGACCCGUCCGUCCCGGACGACGUGUUCGAAUCGGUCUUCGAAGGCACUCUCCGCAACACAUUUGGUAUCACAGACGACUCGUGGGUCGACCUCAUCGACCUCAAUACGUCGAGUUUGGUCCCUAUGAGCAAACACUCGUUCUUUCAACUCACAACCAAGACGCCGGAAGCGCCCCUUGUCCUGACCUUGUCUCCGAAGACCGAAGCACUUGCACCCCUAAAAAAGGACGACAUUGUCGAAGUUUCGUUCCCAGAUCGAUCCCUCGGCAUUACGAUUCGAGACUACCACCGCGAUAAUGUCGUCGUCAAUGCGUUUCGACCAAACUCCGACGGCACUAUGGGCUAUGCACAAUCCACUGGUCUCAUUUCCCUCGGUGAUGUUGUGUACAAAGUUGGUGGCGUCCGCGCCAUCGGACGUCAGUACGACAGUGUGAUCCAGAUGCUCCAGACUCCGAUUCGACCACUGUCUGUUCAUUUCUUUCGACCCCGCAUGCGAGAAGGCCUGUACGCCGUCGAGUUCACGGCACCCGCACUCAACAUGACCAUCACAUGCGACGACGACCGAGUCCUCGUCUCGCGAUUGCCGCAAUCGAUUCCUAACGUCAUGGGGUUUGCCGAGUCGCGCGGCGUCCGCAUUGGCGACAGUAUCCAUGCAAUUGACGGCAACAUUUUGAACGGCCCCGAGUACGCGCGCGCCGUGAGCUUGUUGAAGCGGUCGACACGGCCGUUAGUGGUCGUGUUUUGGCGCGCCAGUGUCCAACCCCAGUACUUGAUGCAGUACCUCGAAAAUUCCACGCCGAAGAGCUCCAGUCAGCGACAUUCGGUGGCAUCGUGGUCAGCCCCGUCGCCCACACCAUCCCCUCGUCCGUCGCUUCAGAAGGUUGUCAAAGGCCCGUUCAACCUCAAGGAGCCCCACUCGCCUGGAAGUUAUGACGCAUACAACAACAACAUGACGGCGACAGGGCAAGGCGGGAGUUUGUUUGGCGACUCCAUGGCGAUUGCCGACAUGAUGGACUAUUGUGACACCGUCGCGUCGGUCGGGGUGGUUACGAUGCCGGAAGCGUCCAUCCUCAAGGACAUGUUGGCAGCGGGCCGUGGCGACCUGGCCAGCGCAAUUCGCCACCGCAACAAGAACGCGAUCGUGGCGUUGGUGCGGUCGCCCACGAUGCACGUGUGGGACCAGCUCUUGAAGACCCGCGAACGCGUCGUGCUGGCAGGCCCCGUCGCGAGCAAGAAAUCGAAGCGGUACCAUUUGAUUUUGACGGAUCACGAGCGCCUCUUGUUUGUAAACAAGAAUACCAACGCGCUGGAAGACGAGGUCCUGUGCAGCCACAUUGUCACGGUCAGCUCGCGCACGAAACUGCAGGAAGUCAUUAUUUCGACCACCAAGACCGAGUACGUCUUGCUCGACAGCUUUAUCGGGCCCAGCGUGUGGGUGCGUGCAAUUCUCCCGUUUACACACACCCAGGGGUACCUCAAGGUCGACCACAACCCGAACGCGUCGUUGCUCGGGCCCAAGAAGCGCUACUUCCUCCUCAAGAACGAUCUCUUGUCCGAGUUCAAGAAGGACUCGACCAACGACAAGCCGUCGCAUGUCGUAUCCAUGGUCCAUUCGCAAGUGCGUGCCAUCGACGCCAAGGCGUUCAAGUUUGAAAUUACGACCUCGACGGGGUCGUCCAAGCCCGUCAAGUUGAGUUUGGUUGCCCCAAGCGCACGGGAGUACAACAAGUGGAUGGCGUCGUUGCAGGCGCUCCAGGUUGCCCACCAGCAACAGAGCCAACACGCCAUGCCCGCCGCCUAGAAUCUAUCGUUGUCCGUGGUCUCUCUCUAUAUAUCUAACUUAUCAACUCGUUUGUACCCA
This is a messenger RNA of Aphanomyces invadans, 2043 nucleotides long. RefSeq lists its product as hypothetical. Bases 112 to 1983 code for a protein of 623 amino acids. Lineage: Eukaryota; Oomycota; Saprolegniomycetes; Saprolegniales; Verrucalvaceae. The transcript has a single exon. The record is from RefSeq and is a predicted model, not a curated record. Gene Ontology annotation, molecular function: protein binding.